Messenger RNA from Cydia splendana, 2552 nucleotides. RefSeq names its product SET and MYND domain-containing protein 4 (gene Smyd4-4). Gene Ontology annotation, molecular function: histone deacetylase binding. The transcript has 2 exons. Bases 11 to 1867 code for a protein of 618 amino acids. NCBI's taxonomy places the organism in Eukaryota, Metazoa, Arthropoda, Insecta, Lepidoptera, Tortricidae. Gene Ontology annotation, cellular component: nucleus; cytoplasm. The record is from RefSeq and is a predicted model, not a curated record.
ACUUUUCAAAAUGAGUAUAGAUUCUUGUUACCAGGGUAUAAUAGAAAAGUUAACUUUACAAGGCAAAGUAAAAGAAAUAUCUGAGAAACUGUUAACUUGUAAAACAAAUGCGGACAGAGUUCUGCAACUUUAUGAUGUUAUUAGUGAUUUAAAUGCCUUCCCAGAACCACUUGAGGUAAGUAAGUCAACUGAUUUGUCUUUAUACUACCGUAACCGUGGCAACGAGUGUUUCAAGAAAUCUCAAGACUUUGAGGCCUGGCAAUACUACAAUUUGUCCUUACUCCAUGCUCCUACGAGCUCAGAUGAUUAUGCAUUAGCUUUGUCCAACAGAUCAGCUGUGUUUUUCUCUUUAAAAAAGUAUAAGGAAUGCCUAAAAGAUAUUAAAAUGGUACUAACUUUAAAUUACCCAGAAAAGUUAUAUGAGAAGCUUGUUAAAAGACAAAAGUCGUGUGAAGAGUGCCUUAAAUUGGAUCUGAAUAACUUAAAAAGUUCAAUUUCUGAAAGAUCUCAGGAAAUUGAUGAAAUAACAAAAUUAAAAAGUCCAAGAGAUAGCACCUAUUUGUGCACUAGUAACAAACUCCAAGUGGCAUACAGUUCGGAGAUGGGGAGACAUGUCAUUGCCAAAGAGGAUAUUAAAGUUGGGGAAGUAUUAGUCGAAGAAGAUCCAUAUUUCAUCUUAUUGCAAAAAAAUGAAUAUUUAUUCAGUUGCAGCUAUUGUUUGUCAAGAGACAUGAAUCUUAUUCCUUGUGAUAAUUGUUGUUUCACUUUAUUCUGUAGCAAAGAAUGUAAGAAUAAAGCAGAGAAGGACUAUCAUUCUAUUGAAUGUCCGUUAAUGGCUGCUCUUAUUGAUCUGCAAUUCACUAAAUUGGAAUUGCUUGCAUUGAGAACCACUAUAAAAGCCCGCAAUGACCAUCCAGACUGGGAAAGUCUGUUCAAGACAAUUGAAGAUGCUGAAUCAAAAUUAAACUCAGAAAAUAGAGGUUGCAUUUUACAAGAUAAUAAGUGGAUUUAUGAUUCAAAAUAUUAUGCAUCUAUUCAUACACUGGCUACAAAUAUUGAGAGGCGAUCCAAUUCUGAUGUGUUUCUAAAAGCUGUGACUGCUGCGGUUUUUUUGAAAUUUUUGUCGGACAGAACACGUUUUCUCAAUAAUAAUGAAAAAGCCCGUAGAUGCGUAUCUGAUUUGUUACUGCUGCAUAUUAUGACAAGUGCUACGAAUAUGCAUGGAUUGAGUUCGAGCAUUGAGAAUGCAGAGGGCAAUUUUGUUGAAGAGUUGAGUAUAGCGAGUGCUCCAUAUGCCUUCCACAGUCUUCUUAACCAUUCUUGUGCUCCCAAUGUCGUGCGGUUCUGUAAACUGGGCUCUGGGAAGAUGACUUUGUUUGCUCUCCGGCCAAUCAAGAAGGGAACACAAAUUUUUGAUAACUAUGGAGCUCACCACGCUCUCCAAGAUCUGAAGACGCGGCAAGCGGAUCUCAAAUUCCAAUACAAAUUCAUAUGCGUUUGCGAGGCUUGUGUCAAUGAUUGGCCGACUUACCUAACUAUGAAGAUGUCAUGUAAGACAAAAGUCCCAGUAAACCUCGUCGUACGCAAGGAACAACUUUUAAAUCUCGCUAUUAUAGAUAAACUGCAGAAAGGAGAUAUAGAUACGGCAGUAAAUAUUUUUAAGCCUCUCUGCGCGUUGACCGAGGUGUUGGACGCGUUUGCCCCUAACGUAGAACUGGCAGAUUGCCAAGAAACGCUUAAACAGUGCCUUGCUAUCUUUGGGGGACUAGUGCCUUAUGGAUAUAGUAGACUUAUUGAAUGGGACGCUAAAUAUAAGAAGAAGAGUAGUAUUAACAAGUUUUUGAAGGGCACAUAUUUUUCAAGCUAAUAUAAAAAGGGUAGGUAUAUUGGCGAUUAAUACUUAGCGUUUAUACUGUUUUUAUUAAUAUAAUUAACAUUGGUGAUUGAUUGGUGAGUGCGCUGGUGGCCUAGCGGUAAGAGCGUGCGACUUGCAAUCUGGAGGUCGCGGGUUCAAACCCCGGCUCGUACCAAUGAGUUUUUCGGAACUUAUGUACGAAAUAUCAUUUGAUAUUUACCAAUCGCUUUUCGGUGAAGGAAAACAUCGUGAGGAAACCGGACUAAUCCCAAUAAGGCCUAGUUUCUCCUCUGGGUUGGAAUGUCAGAUGGUAAUCGCUUUCGUAAAAACUAGUGCCUACGUCAAUUCUUGGGAUUAGUUGUCAUUGUCAAGCGGACCCCAUGCUCCCAUGAGCCGUGGCAAAAUGCCGGGAUAACGCGAGGAAGAAGGAGAUUGGUGAUUGAUGAAAAAAGUUGUGCCAUAAGUCAGUUAAGCAAUCAAAAAGUGAUAAAUUAUUCGCGUGUAAACAUAUAUAAGUAUUUUUAUAAACUUAUAGUAGAAACUAAGAAAAAGAAAAUGAGUUUGAUAUUAUAAAUAAUAUUUUAUUGUUGUUUAGUAGACAGUUGUUUAUGUUGUGUUUCUAAACAAACAAAGCUUUAGAUACAGUUGUUAAAUACUACAAGGAUAUUGCAUAACAGCCGUAAUAUUUAUAUUAGGC